Molecule: messenger RNA, 827 nt
Organism: Pollicipes pollicipes
Lineage: Eukaryota; Metazoa; Arthropoda; Thecostraca; Pollicipedomorpha; Pollicipedidae
Exons: 4
Coding region: 92-826 (244 amino acids)
Biological process (GO): embryonic morphogenesis
Cellular component (GO): tRNA-splicing ligase complex
Source: RefSeq, a predicted model, not a curated record
CAAAAAUGCGUACAGUUGCGGUGGAAAGUGACGGCGGGCGUCCCUGCGAAAGCGCAACGAAUUCUUGGAGGGGUCCUUGGAACUGCUCACCAUGGCAGAUGAGGAAUGUCGAAGCACGCUGGAUCUGAUGCAGCCCGAAGUUUUGUCUGUUGAAGUACUCAGACAGGUUCUUUCACAGCGCCUGGUGUCGACCGAGCUGGCCGGGGCACCGAAGCCGGCAUUGGUGGAGCUCUGGCACCGUCUGGUGACGCCGCUGCCGCAGCGGACCUACGGCGGCACCAACACCGGCCGCUGGUACGCGGCGCGCCAGCGGAGGCCGAGGCCCGGCCCGGCCGGCGACAGUGCGUGGAAGUCAGCCUCUCUGUCGCUGUCGGACGGCCGCUCCAACGCGUCAGCCGCCGCCGCGCGCGUUGCUGCACCCAGCGUAGCGACGGCAGCGCCGCCCGGCGGCGAUCGCCUGAAGCCUCCGCCUGCGGCGCUGACGGGCGAGAAGCGCAUCAUCAAGCUGAACGGCAAGCGGUCAGCCGAAGGCUCUCUGGACGGCAUCGUCAUCCGGCGCCGCACUGAAACCAGGGAGGCCACGCCGGACGAGGGUGCGAGGUCACGCGUCACGCCCCCAGCCGGCGGCGCCGCGCCGGCGGGCGUCACGGUCGGCGCCGUGGGCGCGACGGCGGAGACGCAGCCGGCAAACAAUGGGAAGCAGGAGCCGGUGGACUGUUCGCUGGACAUCAAGGCGAAGCUGCAGGUGGAGAAGCGGAAGAUCAAGAUACGAAGGAAGGUGUCCGGGCCUGAACCGGAGGCGAAGCGAACUGCUGGAGAUCGGUGAG